AUGGGUAAAAUAUUAGACGUCAUUGAAGCUACUUGUUUAAUCUUUAUACUAUAUUACUUUAGUGGCAUUAAUAGUGAACAGAAGUGUUGGUUUCAUUUUUCCUCUUUUGUAUUUAAAUUGAUUAUUUCCUGUUUUAGAUCAAACGAGGAUAGACAUGGUUCAUUGUCAAAAAACUUGGCUCAUUUUGUCACAACAGUUUGUAAAGCAUUCAUUCAAUAUAAUGAAAAUUCUGAGCUAUAUACCAAAGACUUAUAUAAUUUGCUCUCAUUUGUUUUAACAACCGCUCAAGAUAUAUUUUUUAUUUUUGAUAAAGAAAAAAAACAACAACUACAACGACAAAAACAAGAAGAACAUAAUGUAUAA
Messenger RNA from Dictyostelium discoideum AX4, 363 nucleotides. RefSeq lists its product as hypothetical. Bases 1 to 363 code for a protein of 120 amino acids. The transcript is spliced from 2 exons. The record is from RefSeq and is a predicted model, not a curated record. Lineage: Eukaryota; Evosea; Eumycetozoa; Dictyosteliales; Dictyosteliaceae.